UGGGGAAUGUUAGACGUCACGAAUGGAACAGAGACUCCGAUUGACCAAUCGGAGCAAAGAAAUCGCAAUUUCCACACGGUUGGAAAUCGCAAAUACGCUGGCCACAUAUGCUCAUAUGUAAGUACGCUGUUCUGUGCUCCAGCAAAAAGGCGGGAAGCGACGAGGACGUCGUGAAGUCGCGAACCUGUUCUCUAUUGUGGUGUUGUCUUGUGAGAAACGAGCGGCGUUGAAAUACAUUUCGUGACAGAACGCAAGGUGACAGAAAGAAAAAAAAGUGGUUAAAAAGUUAUUAAAAAAUCAUAUCUCGGAAUAUGAAGGAUAUCAAACAGUAUUUUGUCAACGGCACGAAGCUUGAUGACGAGAAGGUCGCUGCAAGUGUUGACAAAGUUGUAGAACCUAGAAAAAAGGAGAAAUUGUUGGAGACAAUCGCGACAGGUAAACGCGAACGCGUGAAGAUUCGAAUAUCGCGGACCUCCUCCAAGGAGAGAACAUGCAACAUAGUAGAGAGCAAACACGAUCUGAUUGACAAAACGCCUAGUCCAUUUAAUGGCAAGGUAAAGAACAACGAGAGAACUGUGCAUAAGGAGACACCAAAGUCCUGUCUAACCAAACCGAAGCGGAGACUCAACAAGAAUUCUGAACUCAUCGCAGAAAUAAAUAGAAAUCAAGCUGAAGAAGCAAAGUUUGUGCAAAAUAAAAAGGAGUUUAGUGAAGAAAUUAUUGUGGAUUCAGACAACUCUUCUUUCAAUGAUAGUAUGAAGAACAUUAAUGGGAAUCCUGUAAAUACAUCAAAUGCAGAACUCUGUAACGAAAUCGGUUCUCAGCGAGAAGAAUCAAAUGCGUUUCAAGUUCUGAUGAAUCGCAGUAAGCCAAUACAGUAUAAAACCCCACCACAGCAAUCUAUGGAAGAUGUUGAGUGUAAAGAAAAAUUGGAUGCAAAAGAGUUGAAAGCUAGACAUAAAGAAAAACUGAUAGCCUUAGCUGAUAAAAAAGGUUAUUCGAAAAGAAAGAUUGCUGAAAUGGAAGAAGGUGAAAAAAUAGAUAAGAAUAUAGAAAAUCGUAUGAGAUAUUUCAAAAGUGAUACCACAGACGAUACCACACAUAAAAAAGAUGAUAGUAUUGGAUUAUCUAUUAAAAAUAACAAACAACAAUCUGGGAAUUUGCUAGAUUAUUUCAGUAAAUCACCCUUAGGAUCGACAAAUAAAGAUGAAAAAUGUGCGUCAACUUUUAUUGUAAAAGCAGACGUACAUCGAACCGAUAAUUCCACGGACAUUGAACCUAUAAUGAAAUCGAUAUCGAACAAGAGAUAUUCUAGCAAAAAAUGUUCAAAGUCAGAAUUGAAUCUUUCUACAGUGGAUGAUAUUCACAUUAUAGAAACUGAAAAUUUGUAUUUGCCGCAAACAACCAAGGAGGAUAAGCAAAAGCGGGAGAAACCCCGUUGGUCUUUACGUAUAAAACUUAAUUCUUCUGAAGAUAACAAUUUUUUAAAUGAUACUGAUGAAGACAUCUUUUUACCGAGAAGUAAAUCGAAGUUUAAUUUAUCGAGUAAAUCUCGAAAUUCUGUAAAUAUGGAAGAUAGUAGAGCUUAUUCGAAAGAUUAUAAUGGGCAUACUAAAACAAAAACGCAAAAUAAGGAGAAGAAAGAAUCAAUCAGUAAGCAAAAAGAGGACAAUGUGCAACACAACACUGCGAAAGACGCUAUCGUUGUCGAUAACAAUAGAGAUGUUGAUACACAGUUAAAAAAAUCGAACGGGAUUGUUGAAGUGAUAGAAAAGUUUGACACGAUUAUAACAGUGAUCGAUGAUACCGAAUGUGAAAUUAUCAAUGAAAAUGGCCUGAAAAGAAAGCCGAACGAAAAAUUGGCGCCAUUGUUCACUAAACGACGUAAAAUAAAUCCGAUUGUCGCAGCGGCUAGACGUUCGUUCUUGCAAUCUGACAUCGACAUGGAGAAUAAAAACACAGAUCGUAAGAUAUGCAGCAACAAUAACGUGUCUUCAUUACCGUUUCCCGCAAUCAGUCACGUGAGACAAUUGGAAGAUACGUCGCAUUCGAUGGAAAUGGAGAUAAAAUUUAAAUAUUCGGCAAAAGUCGAGAAAAAAUAUUUGCCUUUGAUUGAUAUUAAUAACUAUAAAUGUAUUAGUAAUUAUAGUAUAGCAUCGAAUGCGAUUAAAUUGAAAAUUAACGAACCAGUAAAAGAAGAUUUUGAUGAAGCGUUGUCCGAGAUAGAGAAGCUUUGUCCAGAUGCGAGGAAAAUAUGGAAGACUAUAUCAACUAUCAAGGGCGAUUCGGAGAAGAGAUCACCGCUGCGAACGAAAAGCAGGAAGACGAGAUCGCUCGAGCGAAAGAAGAUAUUGACGGAGAACGUUAAAAACGUACUAGAUCCAUCGCAUGACUGCACAUGGAUAUGUAAGUAUAAACCGAAGAGCGCGGAAGAGAUAGUAGGAAACGAGGAAGCUGUGGGAAAACUGAAAGACUGGCUAAGCAGCUGGAGAGCAUCUUUAACGAGAGAGGAUGACGGCAGCAGCGGCGACGAGUUCUAUUCGUCGGACUGCAGUUCUUCGUGCAACAACCGUGAAAAUAAUCAAAUAGCUGUAUUGUUAGGCCCACAUGGCAGUGGGAAGACUGCGAGCGUUUACGCGGUAGCGGAAGAACUGGGUUACAGUGUGCUUGAAGUAAACGCGUCCUCUAGACGAACGGGAAAGAAAAUUUUGAAGGAACUGGAGGAAGCCACCAAGUCGCACAGAAUCAAAAAGAACGAACAUAAAUCCCCGUUUGAACGAGUCGCGAAUAAAAACGAGGCCCCGAAGAUAUCGCAAAAUUCUUUAAUUCUUCUAGAAGAUAUUGAUCUCGUUUUUGAAGAAGACGAAGGAUUCAUUUCUGCCGCAAAUCAAUUGGCGUCAAACACCAAACGACCGAUCGUCAUGACGUGUAGAGACACGUGUCCUCACUUGAGCAAAAUGGCACCGCAGCAGAACAAAAUUUACUUUCAGAAAGUAAACGGUAGCAGGGUAUCCACUUUGCUAGAUUUAAUUUCUCUAUCGGAAACCAAUCGUAGGCUUCCACACGCUUGUAUAAUGAAAUUACUACAAGCGGGCGAUUUACGACAGGCACUGCUCCAGUUGCAAUAUCUACUGCAAUUUGUCCAACUAUUAUCCGUACAAUCUACGACCAUUAAGCCGUCGCUUUGGCAGAGCAUGCAACGCUAUUUGUACAAGCCUGCGAUUAAACUAACAAAUAGACAUAGGACAAAGAAAGAUACAAAUACAAAAAAGCUCAGCGUGGGUAUACUGAGUAAUUUAGCGGAGGAUCUAGACGGUUUAUCUUUAGUAUCAUCUUUAAUCGACAUCGAGGACACAGUGUUAAAUUUAUCGGAGGAGAAGACGCAACCCAAUUUAUCUUUAGCCGAAAAAAUAUCGUUCUAUUCCGCUUCGCGCGAUCUCAGCAUGGAUAUAGCAACUUUUAUUAGCGAUCGAAUACUCUGCAACGACUCGAACGCAAAUGAGCGCGCGCAGGAUCAAAAUAAUAUUAUUCUGAGGAAACGACUGAAUCAAGGAGUGGAUCUAGCGCUGUCGCACGUCACAUUUGCAUGUUUAGAUAGACGAAUUAUGGCGUUAGAUUAUCUUCCGAUCGCACGAGCGAUAUGUCGCGCGGAAGAAUCUCGUUCUGCUGUUAAUUACAAGCGAAGUAAUCGUUUUUUCCAUUAUCUGCACAGCCUAAACGUGCCGACAUCGUCGAUGAAACCGAAUAUUUUAGCCGCCGCGUGUAGAAUGUUGCAAGAAAAAGAGGAUAAAACUAUAUCUGCACGAGUUGUUACUAGUGAUUGAUGCCUUAAAAAAUAUGCAUUCUAUUUAUCUAUAUGUGAUGUAUAUAUCUUUGAUUUAUAAUAUCAAUAAAUUAAAAUAAUUUUAUAAUGUA
Molecule: messenger RNA, 3915 nt
Organism: Nylanderia fulva
Lineage: Eukaryota; Metazoa; Arthropoda; Insecta; Hymenoptera; Formicidae
Gene: elg1
Product: enhanced level of genomic instability 1
Cellular component (GO): nucleus
Molecular function (GO): DNA clamp unloader activity; DNA binding; ATP hydrolysis activity
Source: RefSeq, a predicted model, not a curated record